Messenger RNA from Linum trigynum, 3718 nucleotides. Lineage: Eukaryota; Viridiplantae; Streptophyta; Magnoliopsida; Malpighiales; Linaceae. The record is from the annotation of a GenBank genome assembly.
ACCCCACCUCCCUUCUCUACUAGCUAUAAGGAUGGCAACGGGUCGGGUCGGGGACGGAUAGUGCAUAUCCGUUACCCUACCCAAAGUAGUUCGGGUUUUACCCAUAUCCAUACCCACAUGUGAAACGGGUAGAAAAUUAAAACCAUGCCCAUAUUCGUUCGGGUUUCGGGUAUCCACGGUUGUCCAUGAAUAAUGAUUUCUCUUCAUAACUCCAACCAAUAUGUUAACAUUCACACGUAUUCUCACAUUACGUAAGAGGAAAAGUAUGACAAUAAUCCACUAGAAUGAAGAAAAUUAAUUAAAACAACACAAUUUUGUGAAAAUAUUAUAUUUAUAUGUUAAAUAUAAAAUAUGUUAGAGAAAAAUAAUGAUUAUUUCUAGACAAAAUACAUAUGUAUGUGUAUAAUCGGGCGGGUUCGGGUUGGAUAGUGAGAAACCCAUGCCCACCCAUUACCCGCAAUAUUCGGGUUCGGGUUUUACCCGUACCCACUAAAUGUCUUUCGGGUUCGAGUUUUACCCUACCCGAUUAGGCGGGUUCGGGUGGAUAACCACGAUUACGGAUAUAUUUGCCAUCCCUAACUAGCUAGCUAGGCAGUAGGCAAGGCUAGUAGACUUUUCAUUCAAUUUCAAAACAAUAUUUUUCAAUUCAAAGUUUCGGCGUGUAGUUCUUCAACGAGUAAACAACACACAGCAAAAAAACGUUUGUUUAUUUGAAUGGGUGAGAUAUUUUCUUAGUCUCAAUCAUAAUUAUAAUUGUCCUAAGAUGAUGAAAUUCUUUGCAGGGUAAAUUAUGACCUGCAAAAAAGGCGUAAUGAUUUGGGGUACUAUCUUGGGGAGGGUUUAGUGAAAUAAACAUGCUUGAUUGCUUGUGAAGAUGCGAACCAACGAACAUUUAUCAAAUUUGAAACAAAGUCAUAAAAAAUGGUUUCAACCUCUUAGUUUUUCAUUCCUCCAACCAAGAGAAGGGAUCCCAAUGCAUAUAGAUACAAAUGGUCCGGCUAAAUUGUAAGUUUGAUCACUUGAAUUAGUAGCAAAAUUCACGUUAGCCACUACAAUUACUUUAUUUCAUCUGUAGUCACUUAAAUUAGGUUAAUUGUCCAAGUUUAGCCACUGGCCGUUAGUCUCCGUUAACUUUUGCUGAUGUGGCUGUCAACUCUUAUAGUUGACCGUUAAAUGAGUGACAUGGUAAUUAAAAAAAAUAAAAAUAAUUUUUAAUAAUUUCCACCUCAUUAUUACAAUAAAUUAAAAUAAAAAAUCAAAAUUUUUUAAUAAUUUUACAAUAAUUAAAAAAUGAGUUAGAUCUAAGCAAAUUCCCAUCCACUCCACAGUGAAGGCCGAGGCAGGGGAGAUCGAGUGGCGGAGCUGGUGCAGCUGCUUCUGAGGCUGGCCGCCGUCCCGGGGAAUAUCGAUCUGGCAGUGAGGGAGGCAAGGAGGAAGGCGAGCAGGCGGAUAGUCGGGAUUUAGGAGGUGCUCGACGGGAUAUGAUUGGGACUGACAUAAACAGACUUCUCCUCAGAAAGAAAUACCCAUCACUAUAUAUGACUCAAACCAGAUCACUAAGCAGAACCCACAAGCUACAAAAGCCUAAAAUUUCCCCACUCCACACGCUUUGUCCCGUCUCCGCAAAUGGAUCAACGGAAUGCCUCGUUCUCCUCUCUCCUUCUUCUUCUACUAUCGCCGGCAGUUGUCUUGGGAGAGUGCGAGCCUGACGAUUCGGACCGCGCCCGUGCGACGGCCCUGAAGUACAAGCUGGUAGUAAUCGCGCCGAUUCUGCUGGCGGGAGCAAUCGGAGUGUGCCUCCCCGUGGUCGCCCAGAAAAAGAUUCCGGUCUAGCUUGCACCCGAACAUGAACGUGUUCUUCUUGGUGAAAGCCUUCUCCGCCGGAGUUAUCCUUUCCACGGGAUUCAUCCACGUUUUUCCCGACGCAUUCGAGAGUUUGACUUUGAAAUAAUGAGGUGGAAAUUAUUAAAAAUUAUAUUUUAUUAUUUUAUUAAUUGCCACGUCACUCAUUUAACGGUCAACUAUAAGAGUUGACUGCCACAUCAGCAAAAGUUAACGGAGACUAACGGCUAGUGACCAAACGUGAACUGUUAACCUAAUUUAAGUGACUACGGAUGGAAUAAAGUAAUUCUAGUGGCUAACGUGAAUUUUACUAGUAAUUCAAGUGACCAAACUUGCAAUUUAGCCCAAAUGGUCCGGAUCAAGAAUUUCCAACAUUUCAUUUCUGAGCAGAAGAGCCAUAAAUCUUUUUCAAGUAGUGUUUGAUCAAUUAUGUAUUAAUCAAUAUUCGAUUGAUUGAUCUGAGGUUAUCAACAAAAAUUCUGGCUAAGUCGCUUAGUUUCUUUCUGUCCAAGUUUCUUCUCUUUCCGCCUAACUUGCUUCCUUUUUUUUAUUUUUCUUUGUGAGUUUCCGGAUGAACCUUCUCGAUUUUUUUCUAAUCAGUACAUUGUUCGUUUUUAAUAUACCCUAACAUAGUUUUGAUAACAUUUUUGGUAGAACACUCAUUUUCGCAUUGAUUAUGCAUAUCUUUUUUUUUUUUUACAAAAGAUAAUCUUAUAAAGGAUCAAAAGAUAGUUACACCCUGGGAUUCAGCCAGAUCUGAUAAUCAAAAUAACGAUUCCUAGCCGGGUACAAAGUGAGGGCCUUUCUAGCCAUCAUAUGGGCUACCCUAUUGUCGCGCCGACCUAUAAACCGAACACUAAACCCAGGAUUGCAGGUAAAACACUGAAGCACCUCUUCCAACACUGUUCCGAUCCUGCUGUCUCUAUUAUCUGCCUGCUUGAGCUUAUCAAUAACCACCUUAGCGUCCCCUUCAAAUCGUACACUGGAGAACCCAUGCCCGAGACACCAAAGGGUUGCUUCCCGCAAAACCAGCAAUUCCACCACCAGAGGGUCAUCAAUGGCGAGAACCUUUGAUCUCUAGAUUCGCCAGAGGAUGGCCACCACAGCCAUAAACAGAGUAGGCUGAUGGAUGAGUGCCAAAACCUUUUUAAGGAAUAACAAAAAAGAGAUACAAGGUAACCCCUCCCAAUAUGUUCUAACCCAGCUGCUCCCCAGAGUUCACAGGCCACCAGGCACUCCAGGAACAGAUGCUCCAGGGAUUCCGUACCCUCCCAACACACCGGGCAGCGAGGAUAGUCAUAUCGAACACGUGCAAUUUUAUAGUUUUAUAAAAAAUUUAUUUGCUUGAUUUCAUAACAAGAAUUGUCAAUUAAGUUAGAUGUUUCUUAUGAAAAAUAAAUGUCUAUGGUGUUUUGUCGACACCGUCCAUCUCUUUGUCACUUUGUGAACAGACUACGCCCAGCUUCAUGAGCUCCUCUCACCAUGUAGGCUUAGCAUGAAACUAUGGAUGUGGCAUGAAAUGGGCCAUUGGAUCCAUCUCGUAGCACCAUAUGGGCCUUUGGCCACUUGAACUCGAUUUAAGAGGAAGUUUGUGACUGAGGGAGGGGGGCGAUGGAUGGAUGGAUGUGUCCCCUCCCCGGCUCAAAUAUCAGCAAAUCAAAGGCAGCUUCCAAAGACGAAGAAGAAACCAUUUCCAACACGCCGUGUCCGUGUGAGAAGCGCCAAAACUUUCACUAACAAAGAAACCAAACACAGUACAGUAGUAUGAGACCAACUAGGAAGGAAUUGGAAUCGAAACCAAGGCUUAGAUUGAAGAGUCCAUUUUUCAUUGCCCACGUGUCAUAUGUUCGCAGUUCAAUCAAUUCACCUACCAUAA